CAUAUAGCUCCCUUGGUAAAGAUUGCUUAUUAAAAAGUAUUCUUUACAAUUGUUGUGUCCAACCUAACCUAAAGUUAUUACAGACAAAAAUGCAACCAAUAUUUGGCAUCUAUGAACAGAAAAAUUGUUAUUAUGUUUUAAAAUUUGGCGUGAUGUGGUGUCUAUUGAUAAUAAGAAAGAUUCGACAGACACUGUUUCGUAUUUUCGGCAAGCAAUACGAUGAAAGCAAAUAUGCAAAUUUGGAAAAGCCUCAACCACUUUCGUCUAAUGUUCAUGCCGUAGACGCUGUUUACUUCAAUGGAACUAACUCAAAAUUGUCAUGGCUUGUGUGUGGAACUGCCAGAAGAAAAAACAACCUAGUCAACGGGUUUUUGUACUUGAAAGUAUCCGACUUUAGUGAAAAGCUACUUGUAUCACCGAGGCUACCGGAUACUUGUAUGAUUCAAACGGAAGCAGAGUUAGGGUCAUAUGAAGCAGAAGGUCUUAAAUUAACGCCGCUAAAACCUAUGAAAUCGUGGAAAAUAGAAUAUACUGGUAAAAUGCGUUACGAAAAUGAUUAUUCGCAGGACAUCGAUGUGAAACUGGAUGCAACAUGGACCUCUGACUUACCAUAUUUCAAUUUUGCUUCUGACAUGGACUCCAAAUCCGUAGCACGUGCCAUGGCAAAAGAACAAUGGACUAGAGAACACUUCAAAAACUUGAAAAAGUAUCAUCAAACACAUUAUGAACAUUUUGGUGCCAUCAAUGGAAAAGUCAAAAUCAAUGGAACCAAUUACCCUCUCACCUUGGAUUGCAUGAGAGAUCAUAGUUUCGGUGAGCAAAGGGAUUGGAAAAACUUUCAUCGCUACGUUAUGCACUUUAUCCAUCUUGAAAACGGAGACAGAAUAACUGUGGGUGUUAUCUGUAUGCCGAUCACCUUCUCAAGUCUAGAAGCAGGAUUCGUCAGCCUAGCGAGGGAACGAUGCAACUAUCCUAUCACAAGCGUAAAUUUUAAUCUUUAUCAACAUGGAGAGCAAGGUAGUCCGCCCAUAGAUUACGCCUUUCAAUUUACUACAGGAAAGGAAGUAUACGUGGUGAAGGUGCUGGCAGUUGCAUGUCCCGAGUUCUAUAUCGGGAAAGACAGCGAAUGCCGUAUAGUUGAACAGUUAUGCAACUUUGAAGUGAAUGGUUUGAAAGGAUGGGGUGCUGCGGAAUGGCAAUACAAGAAUUUUGACGGUUUUCCUGUACUACUUACUAACAAAGUCAUCGCAAAGUAGAACUGGAAUAAACACAUUUUAUUCGCCAAACCUAAUAACAUAUCAUAACCGAAGAACGUAUCAUUGAAA
Messenger RNA from Topomyia yanbarensis, 1325 nucleotides. RefSeq lists its product as uncharacterized. The coding region runs from base 90 to 1256 and encodes 388 amino acids. NCBI's taxonomy places the organism in Eukaryota, Metazoa, Arthropoda, Insecta, Diptera, Culicidae. The transcript has 7 exons. The record is from RefSeq and is a predicted model, not a curated record.